Messenger RNA from Oikopleura dioica, 771 nucleotides. Lineage: Eukaryota; Metazoa; Chordata; Appendicularia; Copelata; Oikopleuridae. The record is from the annotation of a GenBank genome assembly.
AUGACAAUCGAAAGACAGUGGGAAGAUACCGAGCCGGAAGAAGAUAGCACAGAACAAGAGGAAGAAACUCAAGAGGAACAACCUGAAAUAGAAGAUGAAAUUGUCGAGCCAGAACCUGAGCCUGAGCCAGAAUAUGAGGAAGAACCCGAACCAGAGCUGGAACCGGAGCAAGAAGAAGAACAAGAAGAAGUAGAGGAAUCUGUAGAACAAGAAGAAGAGAACGAAGUGAAAGAAAAUGGCACUGAGUCAAGCGCGGAAAAGAGUGACGAUAAUGAUAAGAAUGAAGACGAUAAUGAGCCCGCUGAAAAUGAAGAUAACGCCGAAGAGGGUAGCAAAGAUGAAGAGGCUGAGAAGGCGGAAGAAGAGGAGAAUGAUAAGUCAUCAAGCAGCAGCAGCUCGGAUAGUGACUCAGAAAAGGAAAAGGAGGUCAAUGUCGAAGUCAAUGUGAUCGUACAGGUCAAUCAAGAGGUCGCUCCAGCUCCAGUCGUCGCCCCAGUGAUCGUCCAAGAAGUCCCGGUCGAUUGUGGAGAGCAAGACAACGUCAGUUGCUGCUCGGGAGCGUCAAAGAAAUCCAAGUCUUCCAAAAGCUCAAAGAGCUCUUCUUCGUCAUCUUCCUCUAGCGACGAUGAAGAGGAAAAAGCAAUUAUUGUGAAUGUUACUAAUGUUGUACAAGCGGAAGAGAUUCAAGAAACUGUUCCAGCUGAGGAAGAAAAACCCAAAUCAAAGAAGUCACUCUUCAAAAGAGCUAAGAAAAGAUGUACGAUUUCCUAA